Drosophila arizonae is the source of this 577-nucleotide messenger RNA. RefSeq names its product C-type lectin mosGCTL-7-like. Lineage: Eukaryota; Metazoa; Arthropoda; Insecta; Diptera; Drosophilidae. The record is from RefSeq and is a predicted model, not a curated record.
UUCACAAAAUGAAGUCUCUAGCUCUCUGUAUUUUCUGGCUGCUCAGCGUUGUGGCAUGGGCUGAAUCUAAAGUCGUGCCGUCCGACGACAAUGAUGAUGAUGCUCAACCCAUUUUAAAUUAUUUCACUCAUAGUGAUGCGGAAUACGGCAUAAGCCUGCACAAGUUGACUUGGUAUGAGGCACAGCUCUAUUGUGCUACACAGAAGUAUGUUCUAGCCAACAUUCCUUCAUACAGUGCUCAGAUCGCGUUAACCCAAUUUAUCCAAGGCUCUGGUAUGAACAACCUUAUGUUACUCACUAACGAACCCAUCUGGGUCUCGGGUACAAAUCAGGGACUUGCCAGACAAUAUGUAUGGCAUAGCAGUGGGGCUAGGUUUUCUUAUGACAACUUCCUCAGGACCCCAAAUUCUGCCAACCGUUGCGUCGCAAUUAAUGGAAUCACAGGCGACUGGACCGAUGAAAAUUGCAGAGACAAGCAUUACUUUGUCUGCGAAAAACAAACAUGCCCUGAAUAACAAAUCUAUAUGUGCAUGUAUUUUAAAAUUCAUUUAUAUCUACGGGCAUAAAAGAAACUAAA